This is a messenger RNA of Amaranthus tricolor (Joseph's coat), 818 nucleotides long. RefSeq lists its product as uncharacterized. The record is from RefSeq and is a predicted model, not a curated record. NCBI's taxonomy places the organism in Eukaryota, Viridiplantae, Streptophyta, Magnoliopsida, Caryophyllales, Amaranthaceae. The transcript is spliced from 4 exons. The coding region runs from base 94 to 513 and encodes 139 amino acids.
CUAAUUUCUAUCUCGAAUUUUAAAACAAUUAUCCACAUCAAAUAUGCACAUAGAAGAGUUUUCCGAACAUCAGAAGCUUGGAGCAGCAGAACAAUGGCGUCAUCGGCCAUAAAAAGAACCACGAGAUUGCGAACCAUCCAUAACUCAGCAGAUGCACCACGCCUAACCAGGUUCUUCCUCCGUCCACCUAAAUCUGUAGAGGUGGAAUUUGCUGAUGGCAAAGCAUUCAUUCUAUCAGCUGAGUUUCUUAGAGUAUACAGCCCAGCCGCAGAUAGCAAGAUACGCUCUGUUGGGGGCGAAAAGGUAAUAUUUGGUCGGCGACAUGUAGGUAUCAUGUCUGCAGAACCUAUAGGAAACUAUGGGGUGAGGUUGCUCUUCGAUGAUUUGCAUAAAACGGGGAUAUACACAUGGAACUAUUUCUAUGACCUCGGCUGCAACAAGUUCACGCUCAUGAGAAAUUACAUCGAAACACUAAAGAAGCAUGGCUUGAGUCGGGAUCCCAAAAGGACAUGAUGGGAAGUGUUCUUAAGCAUGUAAUCAUGUAUCAAUGGCUCCUUAAGCAGAACUGGGUAGAUUUGAUAGUGUCCUGUCACAAGUAAUUUAUUUAAUUAGAUUUGUUUAUUAUUUUAAAUUUUUAUGUGUCCUAUUUUUCCAAAAAUAUUGUAUAUAAAUGUUGGAGGCAAAUAAUUUAGCCCUCGUUUUAGAUUUCCUAAAAGGGAAAUGUUAGAUGACAUCUAUGCAUAAAUCUUCUUUGUUUUAGAAUAUUAUCAUUUGUUUGGAUGAGUGAUAAUAAGGCUAUUAAUAAAUGAAAAUAAAUG